This is a messenger RNA of Eublepharis macularius, 8481 nucleotides long. RefSeq names its product protein tyrosine phosphatase receptor type J (gene PTPRJ). Gene Ontology annotation, biological process: angiogenesis; protein dephosphorylation. Gene Ontology annotation, molecular function: cadherin binding; protein tyrosine phosphatase activity. The record is from RefSeq and is a predicted model, not a curated record. NCBI's taxonomy places the organism in Eukaryota, Metazoa, Chordata, Lepidosauria, Squamata, Eublepharidae. The coding region runs from base 349 to 4290 and encodes 1313 amino acids. The transcript has 25 exons.
GAUGAAUGGCCAGAAAGGGGAGGCGACUGGCGCUCUGCACUCCCCGGCCGCCGCGCUGUGUCCUGCCCGUGCAUCUUGCUCCACCCUGCCAGGCACUCCUCUCUCUCCCCCACCAGCUUUCACAUUCGCUACAGAAAAGAGGGGGAAAUAAGUCCGCCAAGGUGCCGCCCGGAGAGGCGACGGCGCAAGACUGAGACGGCUGUGCGGCCCCGGCUCUCACUCAGGCGCCUCCUUUUCUUUUUUGGCGGGCGAGCUGGAGCCCAUCUGCCAUGACUCCUUGGAGUGGGGCUGAGUGAACCCAACGUCAGGCGGGGAGAGGCGUUGCCGAGCCCCCCUCCCGAGAAGACCAUGAGACAACUGGCGCUGCUUUCCCUCCUUCUCGUGCUGUGCCUUAGCAAGAUAAAAGUUUUGGCUGCGUGUGAUGAAUGCAGUUCAGUAAAUAUAACAGCAAAAAAUACAGAAAUAUAUAUCGAGAAACCUGACAAUUUCACAAUAAGUAAUGUAACUUUUGCAAAUGGGAUGCUGGCUAAGCAUGAACUACUGAAUAAUUCAGUAUCUGAACUUGAAGCUGGAGUACAGUAUAUUGUUUAUCUUCAGAAUAUUACUGAAAUAUGCUGCAAAAAUAUUACCACAGUGCCCAAUGCAGUCACUGACAUUCGUUUUAGCAGCAUCACUACCACAUCAGUAAAUGUAGUGUGGAACAGCACAGAUCGAAAUGCUGCUGAUUACAGCUACAGAAUAGAAGUUGUUGGAAAUGGCACCAAUAGGACGGAAAACUCGAAUGUCACCUCUGCAGUUAUUAUGAACUUAGAACCUGGUACAUUGUACACAUUCACAAUAUUUCCACAAGUUGCUGGAAUUAAAGGAGAUCCCAGGAAUGCUUCCACAUAUACAAUGCCCAAUGCAGUCACUGACAUUCGUUUUAGCAGCAUCACUACCACAUCAGUAAAUGUAGUGUGGAACAGCACAGAUCGAAAUGCUGCUGAUUACAGCUACAGAAUAGAAGUUGUUGGAAAUGGCACCAAUAGGACGGAAAACUCGAAUGUCACCUCUGCAGUUAUUAUGAACUUAGAACCUGGUACAUUGUACACAUUCACAAUAUUUCCACAAGUUGCUGGAAUUAAAGGAGAUCCCAGGAAUGCUUCCACAUAUACAAUGCCCAAUGCAGUCACUGACAUUCGUUUUAGCAGCAUCACUACCACAUCAGUAAAUGUAGUGUGGAACAGCACAGAUCGAAAUGCUGCUGAUUACAGCUACAGAAUAGAAGUUGUUGGAAAUGGCACCAAUAGGACGGAAAACUCGAAUGUCACCUCUGCAGUUAUUAUGAACUUAGAACCUGGUACAUUGUACACAUUCACAAUAUUUCCACAAGUUGCUGAAAUUGAAGGAGAUCCCAGAAAUACUUCCACCUAUACAAUGCCCAGUGCAGUCACUGGAAUUCAUUUUAGCAGCAUCACUACCACAUCAGUAGAUUUAAAGUGGAACAACAGUGAUCGGAAUGCUGCUGAUUACAGCUACAGAAUAGAAGUUGUUGGAAACGGCACCAAUAGGACGGAAAUCUUGGAUGUCACCUCUGCAGUUAUUAUGAACUUAGAACCUGGUACAUUGUUCACAUUCACAAUAUUUCCACAAGUUGCUAGAAUUGAAGGCGAUCCCAGAAAUACUUCCACCUAUACAGUGCCCAAUGCAGUCACUGACAUUCGUUUUAGCAGCAUCACUACCACAUCAGUAAAUGUAGUGUGGAACAGCACAGAUCGAACUGCUGCUGAUUACAGCUACAGAAUAGAAGUUGUUGGAAAUGGCACCAAUAGGACGGAAAACUCGAAUGUCACCUCUGCAGUUAUUAUGAACUUAGAACCUGGUACAUUGUACACAUUCACAAUAUUUCCACAAGUUGCUGGAAUUGAAGGAGAUUCCAGGAAUGCUUCCACAUAUACAAUGCCCAAUGCAGUCACUGACAUUCGUUUUAGCAGCAUCACUACCACAUCAGUAAAUGUAAUGUGGAACAGCACAGAUCGAAAUGCUGCUGAUUACAGCUACAGAAUAGAAGUUGUUGGAAAUGGCACCAAUAGGACGGAAAACUCGAAUGUCACCUCUGCAGUUAUUAUGAACUUAGAACCUGGUACAUUGUACACAUUCACAAUAUUUCCACAAGUUGCUGGAAUUGAAGGAGAUCAGAAAAAUAGAUCCACCUAUACAAAACCCAGUGCUGUUUCUAACAUCACAGUUAAAAAUAUAACCACUACGGAAAUAAUAUUAAAUUGGAGUAUUGAAGAUGCAGCUGCUUCUGGAUACGCUUACAGAAUAUACAUACAGAAUGUAAAUACUACUGGAGAGAACUUCACCCAGUCAUCCUCAUCCCAAACUGCUUCUAUCCCAAACUUAAAGCCAGGCACCGCUUAUACUUUUUCAAUCUUUGCACAAGUGGUUAGCAGCAAAACUGAAGGAGACUCCAACAGCCUGUCUGUCUGUACAGUUGCAGCACCAGUGGAUAAACUGGACUGUACACCGGUGCCUAAGCAGCCAGAACUGAAUCUAUUCUGGAACCUUCCUGAUGGCAUUUAUAAUGGCUUCAGAAUUCAGAUCUCAAAUGGUACUUCAAACAGGACAGAACAUUACAGCCCAGAAAACCAGGCUGCUAUAAUAAAAGAUUUGAGUUACUUUGUCAACUACACCGUUAGGGUUGUAACUCUUUCAUGUGGGGAAAUGGGCUUUGCUCCGGAAAAAGUAUGUCUUACAAGUAUCACUGAUCCUCCUGUUCCUUCUGAAAGACCUACUGUUGAGGCAACUAGUCACAACUCUUUGAAAGUUCAGUUCAAUCCUUUUGAUUCCAUUAAUGGACCCUUAACAGCGUAUGCAGUAAUAAUCUCAACAUCAAAAGAAAUGAAAUGCAGUAAUGAAUCCUUGACAGUCACCUAUCAGGAUUUUAUCAAGAAAAAAACAGAUUCUUACGUCGCAUAUGUCAAAGAUGUGCAACCUUCCUCUAAAGUUGAUCAUUAUGCUAUUGAAAUAGGAGAUGGAUCGACCAAUCAUGACUAUGUCAAUGGGAAGCUAGACCCCCUUGGUUCCUAUAGGGCUUGUGUAGCUGGUUUCACUCGUAUUGUCUUUAUGAAUGACUCCAUCAGUUCAAGGGAAAGCUAUGUUUCAUUUUCAGACUACUCUGAAUCUGCAGUCUUACCCCAAAAUCCAGAUGUCAUCACAGGAGCUGUUGUUGGAUGUAUUCUGGGUGCUGUUCUUAUUGCAGCAAUAGUGAUUUUCAUCUUUUGGAAAAAGAGAAGGUAUUUUGGAAAAAACAAUGAGGUGCCAUUUUCUCCAAUUGUACCUAAAAAAUCAAAACUAAUUAAAGUUGAAAACUUUGAGUCUUAUUUUAAGAAACAAAAAGCCGAUUCAAACUGUGGGUUUGCAGAAGAGUAUGAGGAUCUCAGGCCAGUUGGUGUGAAUCAGCCCAGAUUUGCUGCUGAACUACCAGAGAACAAAGCAAAAAACAGAUACAACAAUGUCUUGCCAUAUGACAUUUCUCGUGUUAAACUUUCAGUCCAAAACCAUCCAACCAAUGAUUACAUUAAUGCGAACUACAUGCCUGGAUAUAAUUCCAAAAAAGAGUUCAUUGCUGCACAGGGCCCUUUGCCAAACACUGUUCAAGACUUCUGGCGUAUGAUCUGGGAGAAAAAUAUUCAUACCAUUGUUAUGUUGACUAAAUGCAUUGAACAAGGCAGGACAAAAUGUGAGGAGUAUUGGCCGAAUAAACAGUCCAAAAAUUAUGGAGACAUAACUGUAGCCAUGACCUCAGAAAUUAUCCUUCCAGAAUGGACAAUAAGAGAUUUCUCCAUGGAAAAAAGUGAUUCAUCUGUAAGUCAUCCUGUGCGACAGUUUCACUUCACUUCCUGGCCAGAUCAUGGUGUUCCAGAAACAACUGACCUUCUUAUCAGCUUCAGGCAUUUAGUGCAAGAUUAUAUGAAGCAGAACCCACCCACUCCUACUUUAGUGCACUGCAGUGCUGGUGUUGGGAGGACUGGAACUUUCAUUGCAAUUGACCGUUUGAUCCAUCAGAUGGAGAUGGAGAAUACAGUUGAUGUGUACGGCUUUGUAUAUGAUCUCCGAAUGCAUCGGCCUUUAAUGGUGCAGACAGAGGAACAAUAUGUCUUCCUAAACCAAUGUGUUAUGGAUAUUAUUAAAUCCAAGAAAGAGAAGAAAGUAGACCUGAUCUAUCAAAAUACAAAUGCCAUGGCAAUCUAUGAGAACAUCAGACCAUCACCACAUAUUGGGAAGGCAAAUGGCUACCACAUGUAACUGUAAAGGAAUGACAUGCUACCAACUUCUGCCAUGUACAGGAAAGGAAAUGUGCACUGAGGUUUUUUCCUAUCUUUAUAUUAAAAAAGACUUUUAAAAUAACUGAACUGAAGAUGCACAUAAAUGGGCCAUAGUGCUGAAGGAAAAAAGUACUGCAUUUAUCAGAGGAAAUCUGAUUUGAUGUAUUAUUUUAUGGAAGUAAUUAACUCAAAUGGUGAGAUCUUUUUUUAAACUUAAAAUAAUUUAUACAAACUAUUAAAAUCAAGCCUGAAUUCAGACUUGGAAGAAACUGAAUCUAUUCUACAAGCUCCAGUAAGACUAAUUUGUAGAUAUUCGUUGCUUUACCAAAUGAAUAGCCACAGAACAGUGACUAUUCAAUUUUUUUUAAAGGGGAGCACAAAAACAUUUUGUCAUUUGGAUGUUUUUAAUAUGUAAUUGUGCCUUUUUUCUAUCUGUUUUGAUAUAGACGAAAAUGAUCAAAGUCCUAUAUUUUUUUACUGAAAUUCUCAGUGGGAGUAUAACAUUUAAAUAAGAUUAAUAAUUUCUAUGGAAUAGCUUUGCUGAUUCUUCCCUCCUGAAAGUUGUAGUGUGUGUUGCUUGAGUCUGUGAGGGCUGCAGUGAUCAUGUGAUAGUUGUUUCACAUAACCAAGGUAUCACAGCUUUCUCGCAGGGCUAAGGUGAAACCGCUUCUCUACUUUUGUGUUCAUUUGCAUGAUUUAAAAAUGCCUCCCAUUUUCAUCAGCUGUUGCAAACGUUUCCAUUAUUCUAAAGCUGUUAAUGGCAUCGGAUGCCAUGAUGCUUCUUUUGAGGGGUUGAUGUCACAGGUGUGUGUAAACAUAAUGGUUUGCAUUGCUACAACCAAUCAGAUGGAGCAGUGUACAAGUACAAAUGAGGUUGGGUCAGUGAGGGUAAAUAGAAAGGAAAUAAUACUGAGAAGCUGCAGCAGCCGAUGUAACAAAAAUGCAUCAGAACAAUGUGAAUGUUUGGUAACAUGAGUAUAUUUUUCAAUAAUCAGUUUGGCUGUAUUAAACUAUAGUCCUUUUAAAGCAAGUGGCACAAUUAGGGAAUAGAUGGCUGAGCCCUGCUUUCUUACCAGGAAAACCAAAAAGUUUAGAAAUAGGACUGCUAAACAUUCACUGGCAACUUAGAAAAGUAAUGUGGGUUUGAUUCAACUGCACAGAGAGAUGCUGCUUACCUGUGGUCUUGAAUAAGGGCCACAUUGUCACACACAUCUCUCAAGUUUCACAGUAGCUCCAGAAAGGCUCACUGAAUGCAAGUUGGCUUUAAUCAGCCACUUUCUUGUGUGGUUAAGGCCAUCACUACAUGUCAAGCUUUCAAAGUGCCUAUGAUGUGAUUAGCAGUUUAUUCAAGUGGUAAGCUUAUCAUUAAAUUAUUGCUGCAGUUGAUCUUGGCAAUUGGCCCUUAGUGGUGUAAUUCAAGGAAGAAAAGGGCCAUGUAUCCAUCUGGUCUUUAACCACUGUUUUUCUUGUGUGUGUGUGUGGGGGGGAUAUGUUCUGUUAUAUAUUGUUGGCAGGAGGAGGUCCUAUUUCUGGCUUAUAUUUCUACUGUUUUAUUGUAUAUAAUAAGGAUUUAUUUAAAAGUGCAAUAUUUGGUUUUCUGAAUGAAUGAUUGCCUCUAUUUCCAUAGAGUUUUACUCAGGUUCAGGGUAUCCUCUUACUUGUUUUAUGGUUUAUGUUCUUAAAUGUAUAAUUAUGUGUAGCUUUAUUUACUUUCUAUCAAAAGUCAAUUUUCUUCUACUGAUUCUGCUACCUGCGGAACGUGGUUUAGCCAGUUAAAACUGAGGUAUAAAUUACUAGUGUUUUUGUAUAUCAAAGAUAUAUAAUUUUACUUGCAUUAUGCUGCUGUAGUUAAAAUGUCUACAAUUAAUGAAAAAUGAAGGAUUCUCUGUAAAAUUUAUUUUGUUGGUACACUGAUAACGUUAUGAAAGCAUUCCUAAUGAAGGACUGGUUUGAGAAAUGGAACUGGGGUUCAUAGUUAUUUUAGUCAAUGCGCUGGCAGCAUUAGAAUAUUGCAAGCCCCACUCCUCAGCUUUCUUUGUCAUAAAGCAUCUUUGAAUUGAACAUAUGCAGCUUGGAUGUAUGAGUAAUGGUUGCUGAAGUUAUCCUUGGUUCUGUGGUAUUUCAAUAUCUGUGUGGCAAAAUCUGCUGUAUCUCUUAGAAAUAAGAGCUCUAAAAUUGGAAAACAGUUCUCCUGCUUGCACUGGUCCUAUUGAAGUUCAUGAUGGCUUUUCUUUAUCUAUGACCUUUAUAUAGAAUGGCAUUAAAUUGUGUGAAUGUUUCAAAUACAUUCACAUUAUUUUUAAGAUUAUUUAGAUGUUUGAGUUUGGACCAUGUGUUCCAUUUUUUAAAAAAUCAUAAAGUGCCUGUACAGUUAAGCAAGACCCUGACAAACUUAAAUUGAAUUCUACAUUAAAAGUGAAAUACUUCUAUAUAAUCUUGAAGGUACAGUUUGAUAAGAACUAGCAGAUGGUUAUCUUUAGAAGAUCUGUUGUUGCUUUUGAAGGAAGACAUUUAGCAUGGGAAUAAUUUGUUCAGAAAAGUGCCUUUCCCACUACAAAAGCAAGAUAAAUCUCGUGGCCCCAUAAACAAAAUUUAUCACAGAAUAAACAAUUAUAGGCCAUGGUCCAAAGAGAUCGGUUGCUUGUGAGUUUCUACCAGCUUGGAUCAAUUUUUGACCAUUUAUCUAAUAUGAGAGGCAAUGGUUUGCAAUAACCAAACCCUAAAUAUGCAAUAACAGUUGUGAUGAAGUUUUUGCUUAUUUUGAGAAACUAAAACCCAUCUUAACAUGUGAAGUCAUCUUACGGAGAUGGGUCUCUGUUAGUUUAUUGAUUUUUUUAAGUGCCUGUCCAUUAUAGCAACAAGGGCUGUAUCUGAAAACUGGGCGGGUGUUUCCCACUGAAAUAUAAAUAGCACAUUCUUUAAGCAGAGCAAAUAUGUUUAAGAAUCUUCUGCCUCAGGUGAGCAUUAGUGAAAACCUUGGUUAAAUCUUUCCUUGAAAGUUGUAGGGUCUGUUAUCAUAGGUUAAAAAAUUAAUUUCAUUUGUUCUUAAGUAGCUGGACACUGGUAAAGGAAAAUGGAGGGAAGGGGGGGUGCUCUCUAAGUUAGAGGCCCCCCCCCCAUCUUUUGUGCCAAUUAGUUCCUUGCUGCCUAUCAUUGUGAUGCUGAUGGAUGCAACCUGGUCUUAGUCUGUAAGGUGGAAGGGGACUGUGCCAGAUGCAUGCACCUAUGGUUGAAUCAGAAGCAUUAGUAACCUCCGUUGUGAAUUUCAGAUCAUUACUGGAGGGAGGGGCAUGGUAAACAUUUGCGCCUUCCUCCCUGUCUUUGACUGCAAUGUAUAUAAUGGUCUGGGGUGUUACACUGUGCUAUCCAAAGCACUUGUUUUGUUAGCAGUCCAGUUUUACCACUAGCUAGGGUAAAGCAGCCCUCCUCAUAUGGUAGAUUUUGUGGUACUAAUAAAGGACAGAAAUGUAUCAAUUAUUUAAUUUAUUAUUAUUAUAUGUUUACUACUAUUGAGGGCACUCAUUUGUUAUUUCUCCUUCAAGUACCAUGUUUGCUGGUGCAGAGACUUUCCAGCUAAAUAUUUAACGAAAGUGGCUUAAAUAGAAAAAAAAAUCUUACAGGAUAGGCUUUUGAUCUCAGCUCAGAAGGUAUGAGAAUACACCAGAGUUAUGUUGUUAUGUUUCUAGGAGUAUUCAAACCAUCCUUUUCUAGCCUCAAAUGGGAAGUAGUAUCUAAGGGUCAGAGUGCCAAGAAAAGUGAGAUGUGCAUUCAGCUAAGGUUUUGCUAGCUAUGUCCAUUGCAGCAGUUUCCACUGCAAGAGAGAUGAAUUGCUGUUCAGUUUUUAAAAGCAACUUGUCUCUUGUGCACUGGGAAUGAUUGUAAUGCCAACAUCAAGCAGAGCUCUGGUUGUGAUUGUGCUUUUGCACUGUGCAUGCAGUUCCUUUCUUCAGAUGCCUGCCAGUAUGUCUAACUGGCUUUUUCCCAUAUGAGGCCUACAUUUAAAAGGGAUAAUUCAUCAAUGCUUGUGGAUAUGAUGAUUAUGUGUUCAAAAUAUGUACACUUUUCAGUGUUUCAUCCAUUGUACUGAGGUUUGCAGCAUACUGUCUUAAUUUUAAUGGUUUGAUUGUUUUUUGGUGACAUUAAAGUGACUAAAUAAAAAAACAUUACAUAA